Molecule: messenger RNA, 1167 nt
Organism: Otolemur garnettii (small-eared galago)
Lineage: Eukaryota; Metazoa; Chordata; Mammalia; Primates; Galagidae
Gene: LSM12
Product: LSM12 homolog
Exons: 5
Coding region: 142-729 (195 amino acids)
Molecular function (GO): RNA binding
Source: RefSeq, a predicted model, not a curated record
UCUCCCGCCCCACCCAGCGCCAGGCCACGCCCCAGCGUGUGACGCAAGCGCGCCCCGUGCGUUGCGUCGCGGCGCUCACUGGGGGCCCGGCUUUCGCCCGCUGCUGCCGCCGCCGCCGCCGGCCGCGGCUGCUCUCCCAAGAUGGCGGCUCCUCCGGGUGAGUACUUCAGCGUUGGGAGCCAGGUGUCGUGCCGGACGUGCCAGGAGCAGCGGCUGCAGGGCGAGGUGGUAGCCUUCGACUACCAGUCCAAAAUGCUGGCUUUAAAAUGUCCCUCUUCCAGUGGAAAGCCCAAUCACGCAGACAUCCUGCUUAUAAACUUACAGUAUGUUUCAGAAGUGGAAAUAAUUAAUGACCGAACAGAAACCCCUCCUCCCCUAGCUUCACUCAAUGUUAGUAAGCUUGCCAGCAAAGCACGGACGGAGAAAGAGGAGAAGCUGAGCCAGGCCUAUGCAAUCAGUGCUGGUGUCUCCCUAGAGGGCCAGCAGCUCUUCCAGACCAUUCACAAGACCAUUAAAGACUGUAAAUGGCAAGAAAAAAACAUUGUAGUCAUGGAAGAAGUUGUUAUUACACCCCCAUAUCAAGUGGAAAACUGUAAAGGCAAAGAGGGGAGUGCACUGAGCCAUGUACGCAAAAUAGUUGAAAAACAUUUUAGAGAUGUGGAAAGCCAAAAGAUACUGCAACGUUCACAAGCCCAGCAACCACAGAAGGAGGCUACCCUGUCAUCCUGAGUCCAUAUACAUGGAGGACUCUUCCAGCAUCCAGCCAAGGAGGCGGUGGUGGUGGCUUCAGCGGAGGCAGGCCGGGGGAGGGAAGGGAUCCUAUAUGUCCUGUUGGCUCUUGUUAACAAAGGGUCAGCAUUUCCAAAUCUUAGACUUGAACAAACAAAACACCCAACAAAAAAGAACAAGAGAAUAAUUUAAAAGUUGAAUCAUUACUUGACUAACAGACUUCGGUCCACCAUGUCCUUUUCACAGCCCCCCUUCUGGAGCAGUCACCUUGUUAAUUUUAUUUUUGAAAAUUUCUUUCCCACUCUGCCCUUUUACUUCUGACUUUCCUUUCCUAGUCUGUUCCUGCCAUUCUGUUUUUAUAAGUGGCAACACUUGCCUUCUUGAGUGAUUGAAAGAAACUUUUACAUCUUUUCUUCUAAAAUAAAAGUAACAAGCUGA